AUGGUGAAAAAAACCGAUACCUAUGUCCGGGUGCUGCGACCGGGAGAGUCGAUGAUGCUCGGGAGAAAAUUUAGCGAGCUUGAAAUAGUCCUUUUUCGUCCGAAGCAACACACGCGCUUCGAAGAGAAUCAGCUUUCGGACCAGCAGACCGAGGCAGAUGCAGCCGGGCCGGAUCGCGACAGUACCUCUAAGGAGUCCGUAAACUGUUUUAGUAGCGCCACUACUGCCCCCACUGCUACCAAGGUAACGUUUACAAUGGGACCAGGAUCUGCUGAAGCUGCUCACGCUGACAGAAAGAAGAAUGAGACAGCAGCUGCGGCACUCAACGCGGCCAAUGGCUUGACACGUGAUGCAGCCCUAGAGCUCCUUUCCGACGAAGGCACGGGGUCACUCGUAGGGAAACGAGGGUCCAACGGCGGCAACGAGGUGAGGUUCGGUGACUUCGCAGCUGAUGCUCCUUUGUUUUUCGACACGACAGUGUGCAUUUUCUAUGAUGAACUCACAAAGAUGGACUACGUCGCGACAGGUCGCACCACCGCAGACUCCAAAGGCAUGCACUACAUUCCUCAUCUCGUUGUGCUGGGAGAUGAGGCGGGCACUGGGGCAUACUGCAACUACAACAUCACACGCCCCGAUGGCGAGUCGCUGCUGGGCAACAACAAUGACGCGUUCGAGGACGACGAUGACGUGCUCGUUAGCCGUAAUGCCGCGAACAACGGGCCGAUAACAAUGGGCGCGGCUGACGGAGUCGCGGUAAACCUGCGACAACUUGGAACAUGUACUGGAUUUAUUGUCUGCGCCACACUGUUCGGCAAGGACGCGAGCCUUAACCGUGAGCCCAACGUGUUCUACAUGAUACGGAAACUGCGAAGCCCUUCGCCACUUUGCCUCGUCCCGUUGUGUGUAUCCGGAGAGCUAAGCAAGAGUUGCAUUUCGCUCAUGAUUCGGAAGAUAAAAGUGCACGGGGACUCUACGUGGGAAGUUGUCAACGUCAACGAGGGCCUGCCACUUCAGGAUGUAAAAAGCCUCGUGUUGAAGCUGCAAAACAGGGGUCUGAAGGACCCUGCACAUUUCACGAGAGAUUUCGAGAUCAGUUCCUCCUCGAACCGCGCGAGCGACGGAACUUACGGGGCCGUGGAAGAGAACAUUGUGAAAAGCAGCUCCGACAGCAGCAACAGCGAGUUGGAUAAUUCCUUUUCGCAGAAGCACCUCAGUGAAGCUCAGGAGCAGGAACGCAGUUUCACGUCGGAGUGCGCCUCCUUUUCUGCCGAUCGUCACAACCCUGCCACCCAAACGCGUGGUGGCCGUACCUUUUCCGGCCUGCUCGUCCACGUUCCCCGCGUGACGCGCGAAGGCCGGCGACAAUACAACGUUGGCCGCUCUCAUGUGCAAAGUAACCUUUUCGAUGGCGAUGCUUCCGAAGAGGACGAGGUGCUUGACGACGCCAUGCGAGCUGUCGUGCCGUGCUACGCUAACACGUCGCUUAUACGCUAUGACGACGGUGCGUACAACGUUGGGUCUAAGGUGGAAAAACUUGUGACGCAUUACAUCGAUCACCGCGAAAUGUACGGCCUCGACACCGCUAGACACAGAUUAACAGGUGGUGGCGGUGCUGCUGUAGCAAAAGACGGUGUUUCCAAGGAAAUUCUCCCGCCGCUGCUGGGAGGGACGCGGGGACGGUCUUCGGCGGACUGGGGUACGCCAAUUCCGGUGCUGGAUCGCUGCCAAGUAGAUGAAAAGGACAACAUUGCCGCACGGCCUGAACUGCCGCCCGACUUGCUGGUUACCUCGCAAGACAGGCGUCUGGCGGCGGCAAUGAUGCAGCGUCGAGGUUCCUUUCACCCCGCCCUGAAAAAGCGUCAGAGCAUCCUCGGGCGAGGGCGGCGAAGCUCAUCCAUACGACCAUCCGUGGCUCGAAGAGGACCAUCUCGCCCCUCUCGCACCGUCGGUAAGGAGAAGCGGAAUCCUCGGCGGCGGCAAAAGGCAGACCGGAAGGCUGCACGAACAAAGUCAGUCGCAGCAGACUCGGCAGCGCGGGCCGGUGGGGGUCGCGGCGCGGAUGGGAUGCCUCGAGUCCGAUCCGCCUCUCGAAAUCCUAGCCCUUCGCCGCCGCGUUCAAAAAGACAUCAAUUAAAAGCCCACAUUUCCAGCACCAAGCACAAGGGUGACGGAAAGCGGUAA
Molecule: messenger RNA, 2181 nt
Organism: Leptomonas pyrrhocoris
Lineage: Eukaryota; Euglenozoa; Kinetoplastea; Trypanosomatida; Trypanosomatidae
Exons: 1
Coding region: 1-2181 (726 amino acids)
Source: RefSeq, a predicted model, not a curated record